This is a messenger RNA of Ricinus communis (castor bean), 2334 nucleotides long. Its product is annotated as FGGY carbohydrate kinase domain-containing protein-like. Lineage: Eukaryota; Viridiplantae; Streptophyta; Magnoliopsida; Malpighiales; Euphorbiaceae. The coding region runs from base 72 to 2012 and encodes 646 amino acids. Gene Ontology annotation, molecular function: phosphotransferase activity, alcohol group as acceptor; kinase activity. The record is from RefSeq and is a predicted model, not a curated record. The transcript is spliced from 14 exons. Gene Ontology annotation, biological process: carbohydrate metabolic process.
UUAUUUUUUAGGAAAAGAGAAAAGAAUUCAAACAAAAUAAUCACAAAAUCUCUAAAAAAGAAAAAAGGAAAAUGUCUGGUAGUGGCAGUAGAAGCAGAAAAACUCCGUGGUCCGAUACGGUACCGUUACCUAGACCACAACAACAAAAGCCCAAUUCUUCUCCUCUCUACCAUUCUCCCGAUCCCUCCUCUCCUUUCUCCGUCGAGAUGUCCACUGCCACCGUCUCAGCCGUUCCUCGUCGGUCCGUUUUUCUCGGAGUCGACGUCGGUACAGGAAGCGCACGCGCUGGUUUACUCGAUGAGAACGGGAAACUCUUAGGGACGUCUAGCAGUCCAAUUCAAAUUUGGAAAGAACGUGACUGUGUUGAGCAAUCGUCAACAGAUAUAUGGCAUGCAAUAUGUGCAGCUGUGAAGUCAGCAUGUUCACUUGCAAAUGUUUCUGGUCAAGAAGUUACUGGCAUUGGUUUUGCUGCUACUUGUUCUCUUGUGGCUGUUGAUGCUGAUGGAGCACCAGUAUCAGUUUCAUGGAGUGGGGAUUCAAGAAGAAAUAUUAUAGUUUGGAUGGAUCAUAGAGCUGUUAAACAAGCUGAGAAGAUUAAUUCUUCUAAUUCACCAGUGUUACAGUACUGUGGUGGCGCCCUUUCUCCUGAAAUGCAGCCUCCAAAGGUUCUUCUGUCUUUCUUUUUGGUGCUGUAUUUGUUUGUGUUAGUAUUGAAAAUAUUGCAGCUUCUAUGGGUGAAAGAAAAUUUGCAAGAGUCAUGGUCCAUGGUGUUUAGAUGGAUGGAUUUGAGUGAUUGGUUGUCAUACAGAGCAACGGGAGAUGAUACUCGUAGUCUAUGUACCACAGUAUGCAAAUGGACAUAUCUUGGGCAUGCACAUAUGCAGCAAAUGAAUGAAAAAGAUUCUCAAAAUAUGGAAGCUUGUGGAUGGGAUGAUGACUUUUGGGAAGAGAUUGGCUUGGGUGAUCUUAUAGAUGGUCAUCAUGCUAAGAUUGGACGAAGUGUAGCUUUCCCCGGUCAUCCUCUAGGUUCUGGUCUCACUCCUACAGCUGCGAAGGAACUAGGUCUUGAAGCUGGAACUCCUGUGGGGACUUCACUGAUUGAUGCUCAUGCUGGUGGCGUGGGGAUCAUGGAAAGUGUCCCACUUCCUGACACAUAUUCUGAUGUUAAAGAGCAUGAUAAAGAAGCAAUAUGUCAUCGUAUGGCUUUAGUCUGUGGUACUUCUACUUGUCAUAUGGCCGUAUCACAGAGCAAGCUCUUCAUUCCUGGGGUUUGGGGACCUUUUUGGUCAGCAAUGAUCCCUGAGUACUGGCUUACAGAGGGUGGACAGAGUGCUACUGGUGCAUUAUUAGAUUACAUCAUAGAAAACCAUGUUGCUUCUCCUCGCCUUGCAAACCAUGCUGCUUCUCAGAACAUAUCGCUAUUUGAACUACUGAACAAUAAAUUGAGGACUAUAAUGGAUGACAUAAAGGCUCCAUUCCUUGCUGCUUUAACACAAGAUGUACAUGUCCUUCCCGACUUUCAUGGAAACAGGUCUCCUGUUGCAGAUCCAAAAGCAAAGGGAAUUAUUUGUGGCAUGACCCUUGACACAAGUGAUAGACAAUUGGCUCUUCUAUACCUUGCUGCCGUGCAGGGUAUUGCAUAUGGUACACGCCAUAUUGUGGAGCAUUGCAAUGCUCAUGGUCACACAAUUGACAUGUUGCUUGCAUGUGGUGGCCUUUCAAGAAACCCUGUGUUUGUCCAAGAACAUGUAGAUAUUAUUGGUUGCCCUAUUGUUCUACCACGAGAAAGUGAGUCUGUGCUAUUGGGUGCUGCUAUUCUUGGUGCUGUUGCCGCAAAAAAAUAUGCCAGUCUCAGUGAGGCCAUGAGGGCCCUGAAUGCAGCAGGUCAGGUCAUUCAUCCAUCAAAAGACCCAAAUGUGAAGCGGUAUCAUGAUGCCAAAUACCGAGUAUUUCGGGAGCUUUAUGAGCAGCAACUAUCUCAACGUGCAUUAAUUGCUAAAGCUUUGGAAUAGGUCCUGCUACUACUCAGGACUUGUGGAAACUUGUGCAGGAUCAUGGGAGUUUGAUAAAAUCUCAAAAAGAAAUCUUUGUAAAGUUGAUUAGCAUUUUCACCAGGUACAUAGCCCAGAGAUUUUACAAUAGUUUAGAGCUCUGAAAAUAAAUGAUGCUUCCGAUUUUUGAUUUUCUUGUCAACUUGUUAUUGAUUCUACCGUAGAAAUGGCUUCACACUUAAAGCUUCAAGGUCUUUGACCAGAAAGUUUCGAACAAUUUCAUGUCUUUGUGGACUUAUGAGUUUACGGGAAUUAAAUGGAAGGAGAGAAAGGUUACUUGAUA